Molecule: messenger RNA, 1236 nt
Organism: Poecilia latipinna (sailfin molly)
Lineage: Eukaryota; Metazoa; Chordata; Actinopteri; Cyprinodontiformes; Poeciliidae
Product: S-arrestin
Exons: 6
Coding region: 818-1069 (83 amino acids)
Source: RefSeq, a predicted model, not a curated record
CAGGAUUUAAAAAGCUGAUUUGAUUUCAGGAAAAUCUUGAAUGUUUGUAGAAUAAGGGGGAUUUAAAUGAUGACCCCGACGGUUUCAGACAUUUUCACUUCAGCUGAUAAAUAUUUGGGAUUUUUAUCUGCUUCCUGUUUAUUGAAGCACAAAAGUAUUUUAGCUGCUUUUUGUCAUCAGUGAAUUUCAGGAAUGAGUCACAGAAGCUGUUGUGUUUGUCUGGAGUUUGACUCAGGAACAAAAACUUCAGAUCUUUUAUUUAUUGUUGGUUGAAUUAAAAAGAUUUAAUGUUUUUGCAGCCAAACCUUGUAACUGAAAAGAGCAAAGUCUGCCAUCUGGUGGUGCAGUCAGGAACUGCAACUGGUUUUUACGUUCUGUCCAUCUCUGGUCCUAAAUCAUGGCUGAAUGACCUUCUCAGGGUUAAAGGUCAAGUUGUCUAGAGCGCAGCUGGUGACCUAAUUAUUAAAUUUAGCUCUGCUGAAGCGGGAAACCUGUUCUCUGAUCUAGUGACGCUUAUUCAUUCAGAUAUUUGUCCUAAUAAAGUGUUUUUAAAGAGCAGAAUGUGUUUUUGUUGUUUUCUCUGUAUUUAACCUGCUUGUUGCUCUCGGUUUGUUCUCACUCUGCCUCCCGUCUCCAUGUCAGGGACUCGGUGUCUGCCGGAGCGACGCUGCAGAAGGUCUACAAGCUGCUGCCGCUGCUGGCCAACAACCGUGAGAGGAGAGGCAUCGCUCUGGACGGGAAGCUGAAGCACGAGGACACCAACCUGGCCUCGUCCAGCAUCGUGAAGGAAGGAGUCCUGAAGGAGGUUCUGGGAAUCAUGGUUUCAUACAAAGUCAUGGUGAAGCUCAUCAUCGGAGGGAUGAUGGGAUCCAGUGAGGUCGGCCUGGAGGUUCCCUUCACACUCAUGCAUCCCAAACCAGAAGCAGUGAAGGAGAGUGAGAUGGAGGAUGAGAUGGUGUUCCAGGAAUUCAAACGCUCCUACCUGAAGGGAAUCAUCGGCGCCGGCGAUGAUGACGAUGAGGAAGGCAACGUGUCGGGCGGAGACGACAUGGCGCCCAAGGAGAAGUAGAGACGGCGACGUGUUGGGAUGCGACAUCACUGUUUUAAUCCCAUGUUUUAGUGAAGUUCGUCUUCCUGCAGCUCAGAGAUUUUAGUUACCGUAGAAACGAGCUGCAGCUUAGGCUCUAACUGAGACGCGUUGUUCUGUGUUUGAACAAUAAAAACUAUUGGACUCCA